Xenopus laevis (African clawed frog) is the source of this 1886-nucleotide messenger RNA. RefSeq names its product protein tyrosine phosphatase, non-receptor type 11, b S homeolog (gene ptpn11b.S). Lineage: Eukaryota; Metazoa; Chordata; Amphibia; Anura; Pipidae. The annotation marks the transcript as partial. The record is from RefSeq and is a predicted model, not a curated record. The transcript is spliced from 12 exons.
ACAUCUCCCACUAUUCAUAGAAUACACCCAGUGUGGAAGUAUAUAAUUCUCACUGAAAAGUGUAAGAUUGCGGCUCAUUUGUGGUUUGUUUUUUUUGUUGUAUGUACUAAAAAAGUACAGUAUAUUUGCAUUUUUAUUCAUUUUAGAUGGUUUCAUCCAAAUAUCAGUGGACAAGAAGCAGAGACUUUACUUCUGACCAAUGGAGGACACGGGAGUUUCCUGGCACGUCCCAGCAAGAGCAAUCCUGGGGACUUCACACUUUCUGUUCGGAGACACAAUGAAGUCACGCACAUCAAAAUCCAGAACACUGGGGAUUAUUAUGACCUCUAUGGAGGAGAGACAUUUGCUACACUGGCGGAACUGGUGCAGUAUUACACAGAGCAGCAAGGGCUUUUGAGUGAGAAGAAUGGAGAUGUCAUAGCGCUCAAGUACCCUCUGAACUCCCAGGAUCCCACAUCAGAGAGAUGGUAUCAUGGGCAUCUGUCUGGAAAAGAAGCAGAGAAGCUUCUACUGGAAAAGGGAAAGCCCGGUAGUUUCCUUGUGAGAGAGAGUCAGAGCAAACUCGGGGACUUUGUGCUCUCCGUCCUAACAAGUGAAGAGAAGCUGGAGAAUGGAGAGAGGAAAUCCCGUGUCACACAUGUAAUGAUCCGAUUCCAGCCAGAUGGAAAAUAUGACGUAGGCGGAGGGGAACGCUUUGAUACAGACCUUCUGGAGCAUUACAAGAAAAAUCCAAUGGUAGAAAAGUCUGGAGCUGUUGUGCACCUUAAACAGCCAUUCAAUGCUACUCGGAUCAAUGCAGCCAAUAUUGAAACCCGCGUACGGGAGCUAAACAAAACUGCGGACAACACAGAGAAGGCCAAGCAGGGAUUCUGGGAGGAGUUUGAGAUGCUGCAGCAGCAGGAGUGCAAACUGCUUUAUCCCAGAAAGGAGGGACAGCGACCUGAGAACAAAAGCAAAAAUAGAUACAAGAACAUCCUCCCCUUUGACACCACGAGAGUGACUUUGCGAGACACUGAUGAGAGCAUAGCAGGAUCAGACUACAUCAAUGCCAAUUAUAUCAAGAAUAACCUAGAUGAUGUGCGGGGGUGGCAACAUUGCAAAGUAUAUAUUGCUACGCAGGGCUGCCUGCAGAACACUGUGUGCGACUUCUGGGCCAUGGUUUACCAAGAAAACACUCAUGUCAUUGUUAUGACUACCAAGGAGGUGGAGCGUUCCAGGAAAAAAUGUUUUCGCUACUGUCCAGAUGAGCAUUGUACCAAUGACUUUGGCUGCAUCCAAGUGCAGAGUCUAGAAGAGCACCAUAAAAAGGACUAUAUCUUAAGGGAGCUGCAUAUAAGUCGCCUGGAUAAGAUGGAGUCACCACGUCCUAUUUGGCACUACCAGUACCUAAGCUGGCCAGACCAUGGGGUACCGAUUGAGCCUGGUGGAGUGCUCAGCUUUCUAGAGGAAAUUAAUGCAGCCCAGAAAUAUAUUCCACAUUCUGGGCCAAUAGUGGUGCACUGCAGUGCAGGUAUUGGGCGCACGGGAACAAUAAUAGUAAUAGAUAUGCUGCUGGAUAUUAUUAAUACACAAGGACGUUAGGUUUGGUCUCCAUUUUCUGGCCACAGCUGUUUGGAGUUGCCCCCCAGUUCUGCGGCUUAACCCUGCCCAGCCCCCUGUGCCGGAUCCAGCAGAGGAGGCACAAGAACGUGAGGAGCGAAUGUGCAAAGAGGGAGAGCACACCUACAGUAACUUAUUAUGGAAGAACAAUCUUUUCUUUGUUGCCUCAGUGUUUUGGCAAAGUAUUUAUUUUAAGUGCCUCGGAGAGUCCACUGACUUUUCAGUCUUUUUAUUUGUAUUGUUUUACUCUUUGUUUUGUAGAAAUGGAUAAUAAAAAACUUUGUCUG